AUGGGCGUGUCGCCUUGCCAGGUCAGCGGUUUCACGACGUCGAGGAGCUCCGCCGCCUCCAAGCCCAAGCCCACCGACUCUGCGUUCUACUGGCGCGAAGCCCUCUACCACACCUACAUCGAGGUCCUUUGGAAGGACAAGUGGAUGGAGCUCAAUAUGCGCGGCUUCAUGAGCAAGCUCAAGAAGAAAUUCCGCCCCUACAGCCUCGGUAAAGCCGCCGCCUUUUUCAGCUUCCCCGACCGGGACCUCACGAAGGGCGGCUACGAGAGGGCCUACUUUGGCGAGAACAGGCAGGAGCUGCGCCGAGUCAAGGAGCUCUGGGACAAGGAUAACCUCUUCCGCUGGCCCCAGGGUAUUCAGCUGCCCAAGGACGCUGUCGAUGAUGCCGAGGGGGAUGUCGACGUGGAUGAUAGCAGGGACCAGACAGAUCAGUUCGCACUAGAUCUGUGGGAUAGACGGAACUGGCAGAAGAAUGUAGUGAGGAACGUUAGUGCGGCGGGUAAGAAGCUCGAAGCUAUGGGGUUCUGA
Molecule: messenger RNA, 528 nt
Organism: Colletotrichum scovillei
Lineage: Eukaryota; Fungi; Ascomycota; Sordariomycetes; Glomerellales; Glomerellaceae
Product: FAD linked oxidase, N-terminal
Exons: 1
Coding region: 1-528 (175 amino acids)
Molecular function (GO): oxidoreductase activity; flavin adenine dinucleotide binding
Source: RefSeq, a predicted model, not a curated record